Molecule: messenger RNA, 396 nt
Organism: Didymodactylos carnosus
Lineage: Eukaryota; Metazoa; Rotifera; Eurotatoria; Philodinida; Philodinidae
Source: the annotation of a GenBank genome assembly
AUGUCGCCGAUUUCAAUCAGCGAGGGAACAAGGACUUCACCAGCGGAGCGUCAACGAUCCUUGUCGGUCCCCCGGCUGCAAACAGAACCGCUCGACGACGACGAGAUUUGGCACCGAGCUUUUCAAGGAACGAAAAAUGCAACGAAGACAGACUCAGGUGAUUCCGAUGCUCCACUGCGCGCGGUUGUCAACAUUCACCGAACGGGUUUUCGACCAGCCGGCGUUGCGGUGUACGGACCGGACGUGUACUGUUCUCCGAGCCCGACGUUGAUCGACAGAAAAUAUGCUGCGGAGCCCACGAUCCAAACGAAACAAGACCGAAAGACCUCCAAAGUCAGGUGCCAAGCGCCGGUCAAUCCUGAUGAAGUGAGGUUCGCUGAACACGAAGACAUCUGA